AUGAAUAAAGAUAUAUUAUUAAAAGUAUUAAAUAAUAAAGUAUUAGGACAAAUUAUUUUUAACAAUAUACCUUCAAUCAAUAGAUUGAAAUCAGAGAAUGGAUACACUUGGAAUCAAGUUAUAACAAAUUCAAGAUUGAUGGGAUUGUUUGGUUAUAUCGAUUGCUUAGAUAGUCAUUUGAAAUCCUUGCAAAGUGAGGAACUUCGAAUGGAUGUUGCUGCUGCAGUUUUUGGUGCUUCAAAGAGUGGGAGAUUAGACGUCAUAGAGCACCUCUUUGACAAAUACAAUACACUUGCCUAUGUAUCGAAAGAAAUAGUUCGUGUUGCCAUUGAAAACAAUCAAAUGGGAGUUAUCAAAUACUUUGAGAGAUACAGUAACUCCAAUCCCAUUGACUAUGACGAAGCAUUUAGUUUGUCACCUUUAUCUGGAAACUUGGAGUUGGUGAAAUAUUUCUCUGGUAAAAUCAAACCAGAUUCCACUGAGCUUGGCUCUCAACAAUCUAAUACACCCAGUGUUGUUUACGAUAGCGCAGCCCACCGUGGAAGUGUAGAGAUAAUCGAAUGGUUGGCUUUGAACAGACCUGGAUAUAGAGAAGGAAAUCAAAUGUAUUUGAUAGCAGUCCAACAAAACAAAAUAGAAGUUCUAGAUUAUCUAAAGAAAGAAGGAAUUGAAGAUUGUGAAGGUUACCUAUUUAAUAUUGCAGUAUUAGGUGGAAGCAAGGAGGCAUUGAUUUGGUUGUAUGACAACUGUAGUGACGAUAUGAUUCCAAGUAAUAUUUUUGACACUGCAAUCGAUAAUUGUCAGCUGGAAAUCAUGGAUUGGUUAUACCACGAAAAGGGUGCAAGUAUUGAUUAUCGGAUUUUGCAGUCUGAUACCACCAAUAAUAUCGAUGUUAUUAAAUGGUUACACUACAAUCAGAUACCGUCUUUUAAUACUCAGACCUUGGAUCUUGCAGCCAUGCAUGGAAAUCUUGAGGUUGUGACAUUCCUCCAUGAAAAUCGAACUGAAGGAUGUACAAAGGUUGCCAUAAAUCAUGCUGUAAGCUAUGGUCACAUGGAUGUUGUUGAAUUUCUAUUGGAUAAUAGGACAGAAGGAUACUCAGAGAGUAUUAUCGAUUACUACAUUAAGAAAGGUGAUCCAGACUCUAUCAAACCUAUUCUUGAACGCCGAACCAAAGGUGUUUCAGAGAAAUCGAUGAAACAAUUGGUUAAAGAUGGUAAUCUGGUAUUUCUAAAAUGGAUUCACGAGAAUAAUAAAACUGAAAAUUGGAAUCAUGGAUUGCUCGAUCUUGCAGCCAGAAGUAAUCAAUUGGAUGUUUUAAAAUGGUUGCACGAGAACAAAACUGAAAGAUGCUCUGUACAGACCAUGAAUGCUGCAGCUGGUUUAGGAUACUUAUCAAUCAUCGAGUUUCUUCAUUUUAAUAGAACUGAAGGUUGUACAACUGAUGCACUUGACAAUGCAGCUAGCAAUCGACACUUAGAUGUUGUGAAAUUCCUUCAUUUUAAUAGGAGUGAGGGUUGUACAACGAGAGCAGUUGAUUCAGCAUCAAAGAAGAGGUACCUUGAUGUUGUUAAAUGGCUAUUGGAGAACAGAACUGAAGGAUAUACAGCCAAUGCAAUGAAAAGUAGAUGUAAAUAUGUUAUAAAUUGUUUGAAAAAGCAUUCAAAUAAAGCAAUAUAA
This is a messenger RNA of Heterostelium album PN500, 1680 nucleotides long. RefSeq names its product ankyrin repeat domain-containing protein. NCBI's taxonomy places the organism in Eukaryota, Evosea, Eumycetozoa, Acytosteliales, Acytosteliaceae. Gene Ontology annotation, molecular function: protein binding. Bases 1 to 1680 code for a protein of 559 amino acids. The transcript has a single exon. The record is from RefSeq and is a predicted model, not a curated record.